CGAAUUCUCGCCAGACGCAAAUUCAUCUGAAUCCCUAACUGCGUUCCUUCUCUCAGAGAGUAAUUUCCAUCAGAAGAAGCGAGAAUGUCUGGCCGGGGAAAGGGCGGAAAGGGAUUGGGGAAGGGCGGCGCGAAGCGGCACAGGAAGGUGCUGCGGGACAACAUCCAAGGCAUCACUAAGCCGGCGAUUCGGCGGUUAGCUCGCCGUGGCGGAGUGAAGCGUAUCAGUGGCCUAAUCUACGAGGAGACUCGCGGUGUGCUGAAGAUUUUCCUAGAGAACGUCAUCCGCGAUGCCGUUACCUAUACCGAGCAUGCUCGCCGCAAGACCGUUACCGCCAUGGACGUCGUCUACGCGCUCAAGAGGCAAGGCCGUACUCUGUACGGAUUCGGUGGUUAGGGAUUUCUAGGGUUAGGGUUUGGGUGAUUAGUAUGGAUUGGUAAAUUUUGAGAUUGACCACAGUUGUCGUGUAGACUCCUAUUUCCUUACAGUUUUCGUGAAUGAAGUGAAAUUUACUCUUCCAUCCAUCAUCAAUUUGCAGUUUCCUUGCUUACACUUUUUGAAAGAUAAUGAUUGAAGCGAGAAUUGUGGUGUCAAAAGCGAUAUGAUUGUGGAAUGCUGUAGGGUGCUUUUGACCGAGUGGCGUGGUUGAGGAAGUAGACCCACCGCUAAGGCCAUCCGCACAGGAUAUCGAGAAAAAGAAGGCGGUGAUUAUGAGGUGGACCGCACGCCUUGAAACCGCCGAUUAACCGGAGGUGGAGCUCCGAUGACUGUAAGGUGAACGCCUCCACCAUUCUCUCUAGCUAUCAAUACAUAUAUAGGAAUGUAGCAAUGCAUGUAUGUAUAGACAUAUAGUAUAUGGUGUAUAGCAUACCAGCUUCUUCGGCCUUUCUCUGAGCUAAUCCACCGUAAUCAAUUAUUUCAUUGGCAUAUGGAGGUUGGGUGCUGCCGCCAUUGAUGCUGAGACUAACAGUUGAGAGCUAGGAAGAGAAGCUAAGGAAUCUGUGACAAUGGCAUCUAUGGAGACGUAAUGCUAUUGAAUGAUACAAAGACAAUUGAAUGAGAAAGUGGGGAGUAGCUGAAUUGGUGAGGAAAACAAGUGAUCAGACAUGAAUGCUGCUCAUCAUACAAGUUUUUGUCAUGCAUAUAAGAAAAACACUGGGCUCAGUUCAGUUCUCUCUCUCUGAAAAGAAGGAGAAGGGAAAGAAGGCUUGAGGGAAGAGAGAAACAAAUGGUAUAGAAUGGAAACGAUGUCGUUUUGUUUUAAUGUAAAAUUGUAUUUUCUUGGUUUUACUCAUAUUAGUAUGUUCUCUUUUCUAGAC
Molecule: messenger RNA, 1319 nt
Organism: Andrographis paniculata
Lineage: Eukaryota; Viridiplantae; Streptophyta; Magnoliopsida; Lamiales; Acanthaceae
Product: histone H4
Exons: 2
Coding region: 85-396 (103 amino acids)
Biological process (GO): nucleosome assembly
Cellular component (GO): nucleosome
Molecular function (GO): structural constituent of chromatin; protein heterodimerization activity; DNA binding
Source: RefSeq, a predicted model, not a curated record